AUAUGCAUAGUAAAAUCAAAAAAAAAAAAAGGUGUGCAUGUUUCUACUCCUUGCGGUGAAAGAAUGCUGAAAUGUCUCCAGAGCCAGGCAUGUUUUCCCUAUGUUAGAAGAGGGCUGGGAAAUCUGUAGCUUGACCAGUUGGUGCUGGACUACAACUCCUACCAUUCCUCUCUGCUGGCUGGGGCUGAUGGGAGUUGGAGUCCAACAGCAUCUGGAGGGCCACUGGUUAAUCACCCCUGUGUUGGGACUACUUUUUGUAGUUGAUUUUUUUGUUUCUUUCCCGCUGUUAGAGCAGCUCACAACCGUUCGUUUCUAAGGCCCCUCCAUCUGCACAGCACAAUCAUGGCUCCUCCCCCCUGAGAAUCCUGGGAACCGUAGUUUCAUACAGGUGCUGAGAGUUUGUUAGGGCCCCUAUUUCCCCUGCAGAACUACAAUUCCCAGAGUUCUCUGGGGGAAGCUACGGCUGCUUAAAAGGGCAUGGUACUGCUUUGAAUAUAGAGCGUAGAUGGCAGCAGAUUGUGAACCCAUUGGAUGCCAAAUGGGGCAAAGAAAUAGAGAAGAGGCAAGAGGGUAGUGAAGGCGAUUAGGCAACUUCACGGAGGAUAAAGCUACUAAUGGCUGCAUCGUACUUCCAAUAUCAGCUCUGAAUACCAGGGGAACUGGAGAGGGAGACAGCCUUGUAUGAUGUCUUGAGCUCCUUGGAAAGAAAGGUGAGAAAAAAAUUGAAGUAAACUGAAAACAUAUCUAUUAUAUUACAUGCUUGCUGGAAGUGCCAUGGCCCAGGUGGGUGGCCGUCAAAACCGGUUAACGUAUUUAAACACCAACUCUGGACAGGCCGCACACGAGUCUUAGGUUGACAGUUCUUUUGACUUAAGGGUGGUUUUUCGUUUUUUGUUUGCUGCUUUUUAAUAUAUUGUCAGUCCAACUGUGCCCCAGUGGUGGAGCAUCUGCUUUGCAUGAAUGAAAGUCCAAGAUCUGUGGCAUCUCCCGGUAGGGCUGGCAAAGAUCACAGUCACGCUUACCAGUUUGUGGGAACAUUGUGGGGCUAUCUAAGACCAUUGCUCUGACGAAACCUCUUUCUAUCCAUGGUAUGCUAUUGAUCUUCUGAACUAGUGAGGCUCCCACAAUCCCUGACCCGUUCCCCUGGUGAUUUGCAGUGGCACGAACCGAACCACCACUCUGAACUUGUUUGCACGGUUGGAAAAUGGGUGCUUUUCCGAUGGAGUCGGGCUGCAUAGCCUCGGGAGAGGCGUCGAGCAAAGAGCUCUCUGCGUUGUACGUAGGCAGAAGGUUGAGUGGCCCUUUCAGCAGAAAAAUGCUCAGCUUUGCCUGCAAUGGCAGGUGGUGAAGCCGGUAUUAGAUUUACGCCUUCCCCACUUCAAGAAACAUAUCUUCUCACAUCUGCUACAUUCUCGGUAGCAGCACCCGCCCUGUGGAACGCCCUUCCACCAGAUGUUAAGGAAAUAAGCAGCUAUCCUAAUUUUAAAAGACAUCUGAAGGCAGCCCUGUUUAGGGAUGCUUUUAAUAUUUAAUGCUGUAUUGUUUUAAUAUUCAAUUGGGAGCCGCCCAGAGUGACUGGGGAGACUCAGCCAGAUGGGCGGGGUAUAAAUAAUAAAUUAUUAUAUUAUUAUUAUAUCCCAGUCUAAUGUCUAAUAAUGCGCGCACACAUGUUCCAGAGCCACAGGCUGUUAAACUAACAGACUGCUCCUGUUGGACAGAUGCACUGCAACAAUUUGUUGCAAGUCCCAUUUCCUUUAAGUGCAAAUCUCUACGUGUGCUUUUACCACAAACACUUUUAUUGGAAAGGUGCAUGAACCUCAUUUCAAACAAACCGCUUCUCAAAAGCAAGAAUGCACUGGUGAAUUGCAGUACAGUUUAAAACCUCUGGUUAAAAACUGCCUUUUUGUUAUGUUUAAAUCAGUACAGUACAAUGCACUAUGAAGAAUGUAGAGCCAAUUAAUAUGACGGUAUAGACCAAAACCCCAGUAACAGCCACUGGCUACCCAUUUAAAAGCAGCCUUAAAGAGGGAGGCCUUUAAGGAGCAUAUAAAGGCGUCCAUGGACCGUUUAACAAACUGAAGGACAUCAUCUUUCUAUGCUCCUCCCGAUGGUAACAUGCAGAUGCGGACAGAUAAACCCCUGCUUUAAUAAGCCGUUUACAUACUGUCUUCUCUCUUUAGCGACGAAAUGUCUGAUUACUGGAACGACGUCUGAGUACAUCACAAGUGGACUCUUUGUUACUGCAUUUGGAAUUGUUUAAGAUAAAACCUAUUUUGAAAAGAAACUACUUUUGCCAUUUUUAUGGACGUUUAUUGUUUGUUUACGGAGUUGCCUUGGUGAUAUUGUGCCAGUUGCAGUAGUCAAUGUAUCACCACCCUGUUCACUGUUUUAUUAUAAAAAAAUACAACCGGUCCAGGGGGUGGCACUGCCUGUUAGCUUCUGCCUUCUUUGUGUUACCCUUGUAGAAUCCAGCCGCUAUAGCGCCAUCUACUGUUGGACUCCCUGUUUUCCACCCUAUGAGUUCCAGCAGUCACCAACCGCUGCCACCACCACCUCAUGGAAUUGGCCUCACUCCUGGAUCUGCUACCCUGAUUGUAAGCUGGUGCCUAAGAUCCACUUCAGAGGCCCUGGUUGAGGUGGGUCUACUGCGAGAUCAGGGAUUCAGCUCACGUUUCAGCUGAGCAAAAAAAAGUAGGGAGUGGGGCAGGUCCAGGGGGGCCUGGGCAGAGUAGGUGUGGCUUGGUGUGAGUUCUGAGGGCCAGAUAAAGAAAUUCUGAGGGCCACAGCCAGCCCACUGGACCCGAGAAAGAAAUUCAGCCUCUGCUGAAGCACCUUCAGAAAAGAGGUAUCAAUUUGCAACUGUGCCAGGAUGCACAUGUACGGUAUAUAGAAUAUUCCACCUUUUCUCCAAGAAGCUCAAGGUGGUGUAUAUAGUUCUCUCUAUUCAAUCCUCACAACAACCCUGUGAGGUAGGCUAGGCUGAGAGGCAGUGGCUGGCCCAAGGUCAUCCAGCGAGCUUCAUGGCUGAAUGGGGAGUAGAUAAAUAGGAACCGCUACAGCGGGAAGGUAAACGGCGUUUCCAUGUGCUGCUCUGGUUCGCCAGAAGCAGCUUAGUCAUGCUGGCCACAUGACCUGGAAGCUAUACGCCGGCUCCCUCGGCCAAUAAUGCGAGAUGAGCGCGCAACCCCAGAGUCGGUCACGACUGGACCUAAUGGUCAGGGGUCCCUUUACCUUUACCUUUACCUCCCAGGUCCUAGUCCAGUCCAACACUCUAACCACUUUACCCAAUGCUGGAACAUUUGCAAACAUCUGCUAGCUUAUAGACAGGUUUUUCUUCUGUGCUACAGUGGUGUGGGGGGAAAUCGAAACCCCAGACCCACUUGCUUCCAUGGGGAUGUUGGCAAUGUUUGAAAUCUACCCCCGCCCUCCGCUUGGUGGUUUAUGUUCUGAUCCUAAACAUACAUGCAAAAGAGUAAGGCUACUUAAUACGGUAUAGGUGGCUUGAACCAUGCAAAGAACUGUACUGUACUGUGAAAUUGUAGGACUCUUUAGCUGCAGUUUUAUUGUAUUUUAUUAUAGUGAUGGUCACUGUGUGCCAUUAAAAAAAAAUAGUAGACACAUCUCUCUUUUAUUGAGGAUUUUAAAAACUAUGAACGACUUGUGGAGAAUAAAUUACAAGGAAGAUCAAGCUAUUUUUAUAGGAAACCAGAAGGCAGGGUUGAGAGAGAGAGAGAGGCAGGCAGUAUGGUCUAGUGGGUAGAGUCUUGCUCUAACGCUGGGGGGAUCCCGGUUCAAAUCCUCCACUGCACUUCUCCAUGAAGUUAAUGGGCCAGUCAGGCGCUUUCUCUCAGCCUGACCUACCUCGCAAGCUUGUUGUUUGAAGAUGAAGCAAGGAUAUGCGUUUGAUGACCACAGCGGUGCAUGCGGCGUGUGUUCGGCGGGGGUGGCUUUAGACUAGAGGAACCUUCGCCAACCUGGUGCCCGCCAGAUGUUUUGGCGUCCUGGGAUUCCCCCUCCCCCCCAAAAAGGACCACGAGCCAGCCUGGGCGUGGGUGCAAAGAGUUCUGCCCGACCUGGGCGGUUUUGCCGAGGAGCCGAGCUGCGCGCUCUCGUUCUCUGUGUCUCCAGCAGAGGCUGCCCUUGGCGAAAGAGGCGCGUAAUUACGCUCGUCUGUCCCGCCUCUCGGCGGGGAUCGUCGCUGGGGUCUUGCGCCUGGGCUGGCGGAGAGGGAGGAGGAGGCGGCUGCCGAGGAGGAGGCGGAGGCUGGCCGGGGAGCCCCGGCGGACGGGCAGCCGGGGCAGCAGGCGGGCGCGCGGGCCAUGGAGCGCUGGAAGGGCCGCGUGGCGCUGGUGACGGGCGCCUCGGUGGGCAUCGGCGCGGCGGUGGCGCGGGCGCUGGUGCAGCACGGCAUGACGGCGGUGGGCUGUGCUCGGAGCGUGGACAAGAUCGAGAAAUUGGCAGCUGAGUGUCAGAGUGCCGGCUACCCGGGCACCCUCAUCCCAUACAAGUGCGACCUCUCCGUUGAAGAAGAGAUUCUCUCCAUGUUCUCUGCCAUCAAGACCCUUCACCAGGGAGUUGAUGUCUGUAUCAACAACGCUGGCUUGGCCCGGCCAGAGCCCUUGCUCUCUGGCAAGACCGAGGGUUGGAGGACGAUGAUUGACGUGAACGUGAUGGCUGUGAGCAUCUGCACCCGGGAAGCCUACCAGUCCAUGAAGGAACGAAGCAUCGAUGACGGCCAUAUUAUCAACAUUAACAGCAUGAAUGGCCACAGCGUGGUCCCUCAGUCCGUCGUGCAUUUUUACAGCGCCACAAAAUACGCCGUCACAGCGCUGACCGAAGGGCUGAGACAGGAGCUCAGGGAAGCGAAGACACACAUACGAGCCACGUGUAUAUCUCCGGGACUGGUAGAGACUGGAUUUGCUUUUAAACUCCACGAUAAUGACCCAGAGAGAGCAGCAGCGACGUACGAAAGCAUUAGGUGUCUAAAAGCAGAAGAUAUGGCCAACGCCGUCAUAUAUGUGCUCAGUGCUCCACCUCACGUGCAGAUUGGCGACAUUCAGAUGCGGCCUACCGAGCAGGUAUCAUAGCAAACGGAAGAGGAUUCGCUGCUGGUGCGGCACAGCAGGGGGUGCGGAGCGCCAUUGAUCCGCUCAGGGUUUUCCUUCUGUGACGUUUUAAGUGCUGCAAUAGGAAGACUCCAUCCUCCUUCUCCCCCCAUUACUCUCCCAUUUUGAGCCGACGUCAGCGGAGCGGAAACUCAGAACGGAAAGGGACUGUUGAUUGCGGAAGUCUUCUCCACCGUGCUCCAAUUCAGUAACAGAGAAGCCGAUCCCAGAAUCCAACCUCAACUGACUUCAGGGGUGUGGGAGUUUAGGAUGUUCAAGACGGCCUAGCUGGCGUUUGAUGAAUGACUUGCCAGCUCCCCUCCAUUGCUGAAUUUCCGCCAACGUCACGUGGAGCAUUCUUUCCUCAUUGCUCUUUGCUACCGCCCCAAACUCUCGAAACAAGCCUCGGUUUCUGCAUCUCUCUCCAAUUCACCUGUGAUGAGCACUGCAACAAUUAUUCCCCCUUUGGAACUGAGGAUUCGCCUUAAUAUCCAUUUGGCUAGAAAGAUGCUUGAGCCAUGAGUCGCCAUUUUCUGCCGCAGGACGACUCUGUUUCCCACCGCCAUUUUAGCUGUUGCGACUUCCUUUCCAAAACAGAACCCCGGGAAAGGUGGUUUGGAGAAAGGGAGUAACGGUGCUGUUAGCGACCUCUAACGAUUCCCCGAUCGCAAAACCAUACUUCCCAGGGUUCCUAGGGAAGAUGGGGGAUGGCUAUGAAACCAAAUUGUUUGUGGUGAGGCUAAACCAGGCACCCCCAAACUGCGGCCCUCCAGAUGUUUUGGCCUACAGCUCCCACGAUCCCUAGCUAACAGGACCAGUGGUCAGGGAUGAUGGGAAUUGUAGUCCAAAACAUCUGGAGGGCCGAAGUUUGGGGAUGCCUCCUUCAAGGCCAGCCUUUGCCAACCUGGUGCCCUUCAGCUGCGUUGGACUACAACUCCCAUCAGCCCCAGCUGUCGUUCAAAGGAGCUGGAAAGGCACCCAGUUUGUGAAGGCUUCUCUGGCCAAUCAUGGGUGCCCGCACCACAUUUUAUGAACUGCAAAGUAAUACAACAAUUUGUUAAUGAUAUAUUUGGUUCAUGUAAAAUGUUGGGGUGUGUGUGUGUGUGUGUGUGUGUGUGUGGAGCAAACACGUUUUUAAUAGAGAGAAGUGUGUGUGUUUGUGUGUAGGGGGCAAGGGCAUCUCAUUGCUACUACCCACCUUUUUAAAACACAACAACCCUACCUGGUUGUGCAUUCCAGGAGAGGAAUAGUGUACAACGAGACAGAGGAGACUUCCAGUUGCCUGAUUCAGCCAAUCUCAAAGAACAGUGAUGGAGAUGGGCCAGCUGGUAGCUGCCUCAUGGGGCCAUCAACUUAGAUGACUUAGGCAACAUUUGCAGAGGAUGAACCCACACUCAUGGAGCCUCCAGGUGCAGAGGAAGUCUACCUCUUAACGCCAGUUGCUGUGGGGCAAACAUCAGGAGAAGGAUUUUUGCCUUCAGGCUCUGCUUAAGAGUAUCUGGCUGAGCAGUGUUGGAAACAGGAUGUUGGGCAAGACAGGGUUUUGAUCUGAUUUAGCAGCAUUCUUCUUACAUUUUGUCCACCUCUGUCUGAGGCUUUAAUCCCAAAGGCGCACAAUAGGGAGUAAACCCUGCUGAGCACAAUAGGACUUCCUUUGGCGUAAAAACGCUGUUAAGGCUCCACAUUCUGUUUGACUUGUUUAAUUUAACAGAACCACUUCUCUCCCUUGAAUUACUAGCCUUAUUUAGAAGUUAUAGAACUGUAGAGUUAGAAGUCACCACAAAUACUGGUAUCACUUCACCCCACCCUUGCUCCAAAACACUCCAAUGUGUUCUGCAGAGGUACUCUAUUAGGUUUUAUUAUUUGGUGGGCUGCCUCACACUGCCAGUUGCCUUGGUGCAAAUUUGCUGGACAGGUAUUUUCCCAAGCCGGACUCUUGGCUAUAUUUCUGCCGCUUGUUCGAAUCUCCCUUCGGGUGGGCUCAUUUGGAAUCAGGUGGACGUAGCAGCUGGGAUUCUAGCACUGCAAUGGCAAAAAUAAAGAAUAAAAGGAAGAAUCCUCUCUGUGCGUUUUAAAAAUCCCUCGAGUGUUGACAGUGAUGCAGGAAACGCUCUAACUUAUCAGUAUGUUCUUUAACUGUGAAUUGUAAAAUAAAAACAAAGGGGAAAACUGUGUUUCGGAUCUGUACUUCUUGUAAAGGGAAAAAAAUACGAAUUUAAUGAUAAACAUGAAAGAUGGAUGGGGAAUCGCAAGCCCUUCCUUCCGAACC
Molecule: messenger RNA, 7374 nt
Organism: Zootoca vivipara (common lizard)
Lineage: Eukaryota; Metazoa; Chordata; Lepidosauria; Squamata; Lacertidae
Gene: DHRS11
Product: dehydrogenase/reductase 11
Molecular function (GO): oxidoreductase activity
Source: RefSeq, a predicted model, not a curated record